AUGGGCAGAGCCAGCACGAUCUCGAGCUCCGACUCUGACAGCGUGGGGGACAUGGCUUUCCAUGACAAUGGGAGACCCACUGGGAACGGGUGCACCGCCGCUACAAACAGCUCCAGGGCGAUCAGGGUCACCCGCUCCAUUGUCAUGGCGAUUCGCCAGUCCUCUGCUCCGUUAUCGUGGAUGUAGAGCUAACAGUGAUGUGAGUAUAGGUACAAAGCCAUGUCUGAGUUAGAGCAUAGAUGUAGUAUGGAAAAUGUAUGCACUCAUUAACUGUAAGAGCGUCUGCUAAAUGACUAAAAUGUAAAUGUAGUACAGUGUCACUGAGAGUGUAGUCAAAGUGUAAUAAAUGGUAUAACGAGAGGUACCAGACAAGGUUGCCCUCUGUCACCAUCUACUUUACCCGUUAGCAAUAGAGCCUCUACUAUACUAUAGUCUGGCAUAUAACAAAAACGAUUUUAGAGUAGAAUGACUUAAAAUAAUCUAACCCGAGGGAUCAUAGCUCGUUUAAGAUAGUGAGAUAUGGGCAGUUUAGUAAGUAGUCAGACAAGUGAAUUACCUGCACCUCACAGAUGUGGUAGACAAUGAUCAGGCCCAGCAGGGUAAGAGAGGAUAGGCUGAUAACAGACUUCAUAGCCAUGGAGUAUAUGGAGCUCUGUGGGGGAACACAUGUAGUGGACACACUCAUCUUAACAUACAGUACCCUUCAAUUUCUUUUAACAUACAGCUGGGAUUCAAUCCUAGGCGCAUUGUAGCGCGCUUGACAUUUAAAGGUAAUUUCCGAUUGAUACGAUCUCCGCGAACAUCUCCGGGAACAUUUCCUUUAAAAGGCGCAUUAUCCACAGUACAAUGCGCCUCAGAUUGCAUCCUGGCCACAGUAACCUUAAUUCAAAUAUGCCAUCUUCAGCAACAAACACGGAAGGCCUUCAAAUACAUUUAUCUGAGUAAGAACUAAUUAUUUCUCACUAAUUACCCAGGUGUCCCCAGCAUUUAAAAAACUUGAUCUGUGCCUGGUUGAACUUGCCUGGCUUAAUAAACCUAUAGAAAAUACCCCUCCCAUCUGGCACUCCAGGCAGACUCAAGCAAAUGCUCAAAGUAUAUACAAAAAUAAAUACAAAUUAAGCAUUGGAACCCAGAUCUGGUCCCCAGUGCUGACCUUACUGUAGAUGCUCCAGAAGAGCUCUGUCUCGGUGACCAUGACCACCACUCCAAACAUGCCCACAGCGAGCGCACAGUCAUUCAGCCUCUGCCUCCUCUCAAACAGCGCCCUUCGGCGGACCAGCCUACGACCGAUGCUCUGGGUCUUCUUGUGAGGGCAGUCACCUCCACCAUAGGUGCCCUUGGCCUCAGACUUGGUGUGAUUCUUGUCCGAGCUGGAUGUUUGAUUGGGGGCCUGUGGCUGGUAGUCGUCUUUGGUUGUAAUGAUAAUCUCGGGUAGACUCUGGCGGACCUGCAUCUCCAUUGAUGUGGCCUCUAGCCUUCGACCUCCUUUACUGGGUGGCCCACUUUCUGUAUCCCUUAAAUCCAUAUGAGACAUACAGACUCUGUUGUAGGGUGACUGAGUGGAUUUAAUGUCCUGCUGGCGCCUCUGUGGGCUUGAACUUUUUGUUUUACUACCCCAAAUCCAAUCCUUGUGCCCAGCAUUCUGUUUAUUCUCUGCUGUCUUCUUGCCUCUCUUUUCCUUGUGCACCUCCUUCCCCCUAACCUUUUCCUUAUUGUCUCCCCUUCGGGGUGAUGAGUGGGAUGAGGGUGAGACAUAUUGGCAGCCGUUGUAAUAUGAGAGGGCGGGUGAUGACUGGGUUCCAUCGAGCAACACUGAGUGAUCUCCCCCUCUUUGACAUGAGUGGUUCCUUCCGCACUGGUUGCCAAAAGCAGGUGGGAGAGGGACCACUUUUGAUGGAAGGAGGGGACGUUGAUCCUCCUCCUCAUUCUGCAUUGUCAAGUUCAUAGAGGGAGAGGGCUCCAUCUAGGGAUUGUUACAGGUGUUGAGUUAUUACGUUUGAAAGAUUUUAUGGGGUUUGGAAAGAUAAAAAAGUGAGAGAAUGCAGCCAUUUGGAGUGAAAACAGUACAAAUGUAUGCGAGGGAAGCAUAAAAAAACACAAACUCUAUUGUAAAAUAAAUCUGAGGGGAAGUUGAUAUGCCUGCGGAAUGCUAAGAGAUUCACAGAAGACAUUCAUACUAUUCACAGUUCACAUAUAAACAUGAACUCAAAUCUUCCUCUGUGAUAAUAGUUGACAUUAUAUUGACAUUUCCCUAUGGGGUUUCCAUCCAAGAUAAUAUGAUAAGACAAUGGAAACCUGUUGGAAAAACUUAUCUAGAAACACUGUAGAAUUAUUCAAGUUAUUGCAGUACCUGGUAAUCUUACCAUGUCAAUCAUCAAUCUUCUUGCCAAAUUACUAUUAAAACCUAGUUGAUUCUGCGCAGUCUUACCUCUCCACGUAUUUUCAAUUCCACCGUUGUUGGAUAAGAAGUCUUAAAUGUCCCUGUUCCUUUUAACUUCCUUAAAUUGUCCUUUAGUCAAUAUCCUCAAAGUCAACACAAAUGAAAUGAAGCAUCAGUUAAAAAGAUCCUGGAUAUUACCUAACGAUAAUUAGGUGACAAAACUACAAAAAUAUAUUCAGUUUCUUUAGUCUCUCAGAAAUAACAUUCUAUCAAUCCAGCUCCCCUCCCACAGACAUAAGUAAAGGUUAUGAACUAUAAUCCAUAUAGCAGCAUAUGAACCAUAUGUCCAUGGAUAUCAAUUGUAUUAUGACUCCUUUAUUUAAUUAUUUUCCAGUAUUAAGUUAUGUCCAUCAUGACAUCUUUAUUUAAGCUGGGCUUAUGACUGACUGUAAGAUCCACAGUUUCAGUUGUCCCGGUUGCAUGGCAAAGUAUUUGUCAUCUGACAGAAUUUUUAAAUCAAGUUUGAUAGUUCUUUCUCCUCUUUCUCCUUUUGUGUGUUUGUGUGUGUGUGUGUGUGUGUGUGUGUGUUGAAUAAGGUAAGAAUAGUUGACAUUUUGUUUUAUUGAGUGAUAAGGAUUACUAUUUUAUUGGGUUUUAUUUUUAUUUUUAUUAUAGUAAUGGGAGCUCGCCAAGCUGGCAAUUUGGAUCAUUUCCCAUUUAAUCUAAGAGAGUGCGUGAUGGUCCUGUGUAUCAAUGCAGGGGAGGAGAUUAUAGAAUUAUGACAGAUUAAUCAAAUUGGUUUGAGAGUCAAGAGAUCUGAUACUUAUGGGCUUAUGAAAUAUGUCACCCUUUAGCCUGACAAUGUGGAGAGGGAAAUGGUUUUGGAAUUAAAGUCAUAACAAUGACAUUCACCAUCAUUUAACUCUAUCUAUUAAUAUGUGACAGAUGGGGCUCCAGUUAACAAAGGAAGUCAAGGAGGGGUGGAGAGAGGAGGAUAAAGACAGGAAUUGUCUAUAAUCAAAAUACAACACAUACUCAGAGAGGUCUAAUCAUCUAGCCUGUAUUGCAGUUAUACAGCUAGGUGUAAAAUAGAUAAAAUAGGGUAAGUACUCUGUUCAAGGGUACACAGCCGGGGUACAUCAUCUGGGACUAUGAUCUGAACCCCAAAAACACUACAGUUCACUUCCCAUCGCUCCACUAUGCUGUCAUGAGAGAGAGAGAGAGAGAGAGAGAGAGAGAGAGAGAGAGAGAGAGAGAGGGAGGAGAGGGAGAGAGGGAGCGAGAGAAGAGAGAGAGCUAUACAAAGAGGUCUAAUCAUCUAGCCUGUAUUGCAGUUAUACAGCUGGGUGUAAAAUAGAUUAGUUAAGGUAAGUAGUCUCUGUUCAAGGCUACACAGCCGAGGUACACAAUCUGGGACUGAGAGCUGAACCCCAAAAACACUACAGUUCACUUCCCAUCGCUCCACUAUGCUGUCACGAGAGAGAGAGCAAGAGAGAGAGCUGUACACAGAGGUCUAAUCAUCUAACCCAUAUUGCAGUUAUACAGCUGGGUGUAAAAUAGAUUCAUUAGGGUAAGUACUUUGUUCAAGGGUACACAGCCGGGCACGCAAUCUGGGACUAAGAGCUGAACCCCCAAAACACUACAGUUUACUUCCCAUUGCUCCACUAUGCUGUCUAUAUAUAGAACAGGAAUCCAACAGGCACACCAAAGAGACAGACUCAACCUCAUGUAUUAGAAUCAUCCUUAGUGAAGAUAAGAACCAUUAGAACAAGGACCACUCAAAUCUAGAUAGUAGCCUACUAGAAGGAUGCAAUGAGACAGGUGAAAGGCAUUCGUCAAAAGAUAAUCCAUCAGGAAAAGGCUACUUUGAAAAGUGAGAAGUCAAGGCCGCAGAUACAGUGAGGGAAAAAAGUAUUUGAUCCCCUGCUGAUUUUGUACGUUUGCCCACUGACAAAGAAAUGAUCAGUCUAUAAUUUUAAUGGUAGGUUUAUUUGAACAGUGAGAGACAGAAUAACAACAACAAAAUCCAGAAAAACGCAUGUCAAAAAUGUUAUAAAUUGAUUUGCAUUAUAAUGAGGGAAAUAAGUAUUUGACCCCUCUGCAAAACAUGACUUAGUACUUGGUGGCAAAACCCUUGUUGGCAAUCACAGAGGUCAGACGUUUCUUGUAGUUGGCCACCAGGUUUGCACACAUCUCAGGAGGGAUUUUGUCCCACUCCUCUUUGCUGAUCUUCUCCAAGUCAUUAAGGUUUCGAGGCUGACGUUUGGCAACUCGAACCUUCAGCUCCCUCCACAGAUUUUCUAUGGGAUUAAGGUCUGGAGACUGGCAAGGCCACUCCAGGACCUUAAUGUGCUUCUUCUUGAGCCACUCCUUUGUUGCCUUGGCCGUGUGUUUUGGGUCAUUGUCAUGCUGGAAUACCCAUCCACGACCAAUUUUCAAUGCCCUGACUGAGGGAAGGAGGUUCUCACCCAAGAUUUGACGGUACAUGGCCCCGUCCAUCGUCCCUUUGAUGCGGUGAAGUUGCCCUGUCCCCUUAGCAGAAAAACACCCCCAAAGCAUAAUGUUUCCACCUCUAUGUUUGACGGUGGGGAUGGUGUUCUUGGGGUCAUAGGCAGCAUUCCUCCUCCUCCAAACACGGCGAGUUGAGUUGAUGCCAAAGAGCUCAAUUUUGGUCUCAUCUGACCACAACACUUUCACCCAGUUCUCUUCUGAAUCAUUCAGAUGUUCAUUGGCAAACUUCAGACGGGCAUGUAUAUGUGCUUUCUUGAGCAGGGGGACCUUGCGGGUGCCGCAGGAUUUCAGUCCUUCACGGCGUAGUGUAUUACCAAUUGUUUUCUUUGUGACUAUGGUCCGAGCUGCCUUGAGAUCAUUGACAAGAUCCUCCCAUGUAGUUCUGGGCUGAUUCCUCAUCGUUCUCAUGAUCAUUGCAACUCCACGAGGUGAGAUCUUGCAUGGAGCCCCAGGCCGAGGGAGAUUGACAGUUCUUUUGUGUUUCUUCCAUUUGCGAAUAAUCGCACCAACUGUUGUCACCUUUUCACCAAGCUGCUUGGCGAUGGUCUUGUAGCCCAUUCCAGCCUUGUGUAGGUCUACAAUCUUGUCCCUGACAUCCUUGGAGAGCUCUUUGGUCUUGGCCAUGGUGGAGAGUUUGGAAUCUGAUUGAUUGAUUGCUUCUGUGGACAGGUGUCUUUUAUACAGGUCACAAACUGCGAUUAGGAGCACUCCCUUUAAGCGUGUGCUCCUAAUCUCAGCUCAUUUCCUGUAUAAAUGACACCUGGGAGCCAGAAAUCUUUCUGAUUGAGAGGGGGUCAAAUACUUAUUUCCCUCAUUAAAAUGCAAAUCAAUUUAUAACAUUUUUGACAUGCGUUUUUCUGGAUUUUUUUGUUGUUAUUCUGUCUCUCACUGUUCAAAUAAACCUACCAUUAAAAUGAUAGACUGAUCAUUUCUUUGUCAGUGGGCAAACGUACAAAACCAGCAGGGGAUCAAAUAAAUUUUUCCCUCACUGUAUAUGAUAAUAUACUUGUUGUUGAUAAUACCCUAUUAAGUGGGAGUCGUCAGCAGAGUAUAACGCCCUAAUCCAAUCAAGAGAGUAUUUAAAAACACACAGCACAAUGACUAAUGGUGUGCGUCCCAAACGGCACCCUAUUCCCUAUAUUGUGCAGUACUUUUGACCAGAGCCGUAUGGGCCCUGGUCAAAAGUAGUGCACUACAUAGGGAUUGGGUUGCAAUUUGGGACCAAACCAUGGUUCCAUUGUGAGAGGCCAGGUAGCACUCAGUAAUCAAUGGGAUUAACUAUUCUUCCCUAGAGAAAUCAUCACCAGCAGCAUCCACGUGUUCUUCAUCAUGAAAAUUAUUUUAUUUAUUCAGCUUCCCUAUUAAUUGUUAUUUUUCAUGAGCAAUUGUUUUACAAAAGCCACUCCUCAUUGUUUUCAUAUUCUUUAUCAUUCUCUUGAUCGUCUCCUCCUCAUCAUUACCCUCCUCCUCCCCUCAUCACAGGUUGGUCAGAAAUAGUUAUCUUUACCCUGAAUGUAGUUCUUGUAUUAACCACCAGAUGUCACACACACCCUAGUGGCUGACAAGCAUAUUUUUAUGAGGCGUCAUGGUUUUGAUUUUGGCACAAUAAUAGUGCACAAUAGGACAGGCACCGUAUUUGACACCAUAUUUUAAUCAGACUUUAGUUCAUUCUGUAUAUAUUGAAAUUAUGGAGGUAUGUAGAUUCAACAGGAAUCUUCUCACAUGGCCUAUUACAGUUGUGCACCAUACAAGUAACUGCCAAAAUAAAGGAAAUACUUGAGUAAAUGAGGGAUACAAGGAAAGCAGGUGCUUCCACGCAGGUGUGGUUCCUGAGUUAAUUAAGCAAUUUAAAUUAAAACAUCCCAUCAUGCUUAGGGUCAUGUAUAAAAAUGCCCUGUUGCCCAUUAUUUUGGAGACCAUGGCUAGAAGAAGAGAUCUCAGUAACUUUGAAAGAGGGGUCUUAAAAGAGCAUAGGGGGUUUAAAGGGUGUGUGUGUCUCAGUCACCAGAUCUCAAUCCAAUUGAACACUUACAGGAGAUUCUGGAGGGGUGCCUGAAACAGCGUUUUCCACCACAUUUACAUUUACAUUUUAGUCAUUUAGCAGACGCUCUUAUCCAGAGCGACUUACAGUUAGUGAGUGCAUACAUCAUUUUUUAUACUGGCCCCCCAUGGGAAUCGAACCCACAACCCUGGCGUUGCAAACGCCAUGCUCUACCAACUGAGCUACAUCCCUGCCGGUCAUUCCCUCCCCUACCCUGGACGACGCUGAGCCAAUUGUGCGCCGCCCCACCACCAUCAACAAAACACCAUAUUAUAGAAUUUCUUGUGGAAGAAUGGUGUCGUAUGGUUCAAGACACUUGUAGAAUCUAUGUCAAGGCACAUUGAAGCUGUUCUGGUGGCUCGUCAUGGCCCAACGCCCUAUUAAUACACUUUAUGUUGGUGCUUCCUUUACUUUGGCAGCUACCUGUAUAUCCUUGUUGUUUCAUGCUUGGUGCAGUUUUCUUUACUUCACCGAUACCAAUGCUUUCUUCCCCCAAUUCUAUGGGCCAUUCUUCAUUGUGUGCACCCAUGCGUGAAUCUGUGCCUCUAGGGCACACGGGAUGCCUGACAACCCCCCAUAAGCCGUGGAUAGCGAAGGGCAGCAGAAGUAAUAGGGUAUUCUAUUAUACAGUCCGUCCCUUUCUCCCUCUUUCUUUCUCUCUCUGUUUCUCUCCUCUUCCCUGCAUCAGCACUUCAUGAGGACGAAUGAUGAGUGGAGUCUAACUAUGCACAUUCCUGGGCCCCCAUGCAGAGCCCAGCACUUUCUCAAUUAGACAAAUCCAUCCCUCCUGCUGAUUCAACUCCCCCCUCAUUGACGGAGCUACUUCCCCACCACACCACACACAACCCAGCCAAAUCACUCACCUAUCUAUCACCUCGCUCACUCACACACAGACUAGUUCUCCUCUCCAUCAGCUCUCUGCUCCAGCAGACUGUGUAUAUCACACUGCAGCACAGACAAAUCUGGAGAUUGGACCCAAGAGGCAUAUUGGUACACACACGAAAUUAAUGGAAUAGAUACAAAUAUUCUGUAAUAUUGUCAAUGAAGAUGUUGACACAAAUCAAUCAGGUGGGACUAUUUUUCUCAAAAAGGUCAGUUGAGGCAGAUAUAGGCUCCCCCUUCCUCUCUUUUUUCCCUCUUCCACAUCCCUUAUUUCCUCUCACGCUUUCCUUCUAGACUCCACCUCCCAGGGAAGCAGAGGGACACGGUAAGGGAGGGGGGAUAAGGAGAGAGAGAGCAACAGAGAAAAGGGGGGGGGCGGCUGGCUUGUCUAGAAUCAGUUGUUUUUUUCCUCCACUCAUUCACUGCAUUUUUCCCGACGGCGUGUACCAACUUAGGCUCCGUACCUCACUGCCUGCCACCCAUCUCUCUGUCCUUCUCUCUCUGAUUCACUUCUUCAUUUCUUCUGAUACUCUGUGGAUGCGAAUCAGGGAAAUUCCAGCCUCUGAAUCCAAUCUUCCUGUCUGUGCCUCUUCUCCUCUUAUCCCCAUCUCAGCUGCACUCUUCUCUGAUCCCUAUCCAUUAGAAAUGUGGUGCUUUGUGGUUCUGGUUCUCUGUGGAUUCUCUGCUUUGGUCCAGGGUAGGUCUGCCUCUCUAUUUACUCUCUCUGACUACAUUGAAAGAUUAGAGUUACAAAGCCAGAUGGAAAGACUAGGAAAAGAUCACUGGAAAAGAGUAGAGGAUGAAUGAGAAGUGCAUGUGUAUGUGUAUUUUUGCGUUCUCUCAGUGUUUGUGCUCUUGUUUUAUGUUUGUCUGUUUGUACAUGCCUACCUGUGUGCAUAGUUAAUACAGUAGUCUACAUCUGUUAAUCAGAGCCUGAUGUGAUGUGGUGCUCAAUGUAAAAUACAUGUUGUCUAUUGUGGGGAACGACAUAAAAAGAAAGAGAGUCAGUUUAUAAAUUGAGAGAGAUGGGGAUAAAUGCUUUACAAGGGAAGAAUUUUAUGCUGCAAUCAUAACCCUCUAUUUCCUCAAAAUCUCUGUGGACAGAGAGUGCAGUAUCUAUGGGAUUGAACCAGCAGGGAACAGACAAUUGUUAAUGGUGUUCACAUCAAUUGAAUGGUGUCAUUUCAAUUGAACACCAUUAUAGAUCUGGUUCGAUCUUGCUUCCUUGUUAUGCUGUUAUGGACAUGUUUCUGUAGCAGAGAGAGUAGAUACGCUGUAAGCAGCAGAAGAGAUAUGUUGCUAAGGGAAAGGAAAGGUAUUACUACAGUAUAUCAGAGGCUGCUUGCCAUGGGACUAGGUAAAGAGAUAGUGAACUUUCCUCUCAAUGCAAAAUCGUGAAUAAUUUCCAGACCGUAACCUUUUGUAGAGAUUCUUGUUAAUUUCCCAGUGAAACCUGAUUCUCCUUGGGCUAUUGACACACAGUGGUAAAGGAUAACAGCAACAGCUAGAAGUACACAGACCACUGAAAGCGCUCUUAACGUCUGUUUGUACACCAAAUGACACACAACAGUUAAACACAUAUCGGGCAACAUAACAGCUACAGUUAUGGGCCUAUGAGGUUAAAAGCUAAAAGCAAAUACAGCUGCCAAAACCAUACACAAUAGCUAGAAGCUGACAAAAGAUGCUAAGUCGACAUCAAAAAUAUUAAAAACCCACAGACUUUAGUUAGAAGCAUGCACAACAGUAAUGUAUCAUUACGAAAGUUCUAAGGCAGUGCAAGAUGGUGGUCCUACAGUAGUUGAAAGCACAGGAGGCUGCUGAGGGGAGGACGAUUCAUAAUAAUGGCUGGAAUGGAGUAAAUGGAAUGGUAUCAACCUGAUGGAAACCAUGCUUGAUGUGUUUGAUACCAUUCCAUUAAUUCCAUUCCCGCCAUUACUUUCAGCUCGUCCUCCUAAUUUGAGUAACAAAAUAGAAACACAUCCAAGAUAUAAUUGUCAGUAAAAUUCUACAUUUCUAAAUGAGUCACAACACUUUCUUGAAACAAAUCCUUACCAUGCCUUAUUUAAUGAUUCACACUGCAUUCUUGUUUAAAUUUGUAGUGCUUCAGGGAUUUUACACUUACAAAACUGCUUGAUUAUUCAUUAAUUAGGUGUUCUUGCUGAAAACAAAGCACAACUUUAGAAACUAUUCAUACUUAUUAUUAUUCUCCUUCCGCUCUCAUAAAAGCUACCAACACCAAAACAACUUUAAAACGUGCAAGCUGACUGUGCUUGAAAGAAACUUGUUGAUACUACUGAUACUUUUCACACUACAACAACAUUUGCAUAAAUUCCAAUGCAUUUCAAUGGCCAUAGGUUAACAUGGGAGAAGUUUGGACCGUAACUAGUCUUAAACCGUUUAAGCUAGAAACAUUGUUUAAACUUUAAAAAUUUGCUGACCAGUCUGGAAUGGUGUGCUUGUCAACAGCUUUUGAUACAAUUUACACUUUUUGAACAAUAACUGUUUCAAAUAUGCAUAAAAGCUCCAUAGGCUUGAAUAGGAAGUAUUUGGAUACACCACUGCUCCUGAACCGUUAAAGCUACCAACACCAAAACAACUUUAUAGCAUGCAGACUGGUCCUGGUACUGUUGCUUGAAAAAAAACGUUGAUACUAAUGAGACUUUUCACACUACAACCAUAUUUGCAUACAUUUAAAUGCAUUUUAGGAGCCAUUGACUUGAAUGGGAAAAAUUCUGGUCGCUAAGCUAGAAAUGCCAUUCAAACUUUAAAAUGUUUUUUUGAUACCUAAUGUUUCUAUCGCCUCUCUUCUGAAAUCUCCUGCUCUCCUUUUCUUCCAUCUCCCUCUCCUCCGUUCUUCUCUCAGUGUCGGUGCAGGGCCCUCACCAGAGGACCCUGUUGAAGAACCUAUUGAAGGACUACAAUCGUAUGGAGAGGCCGGUGGGCAACGAUUCACACUCCCUCACCGUCUUCUUCACUAUCAGUCUGAUGCAGAUCAUGGAUGUGGUAGGGUUCAAUGUUCAGAUUCCAUUUACGUUAUUUUAUCUGUUUGCCUACCUAUCUGUUGGUGCCUUCGUCUAUACCUGUGCCGCCUGCCUGAUCUGUAAAAGUAAAUAUUCCACUGCACCUAAAAAAAACAACUAUUUUGAGUCAGGUCUCUCAAUAUACAGUAGGUCGUCAGAAUAAGAAUUUACUUAAAAAGAUUCACAUCUUACAGGAUGAGAAGAAUCAGGUCCUCACCACUAACAUCUGGCUUCGGAUGGUAAGCACAGCACAGCUUCAAGUAAGAGUAUACAGCUGUCGAAGUGAGAGUGAAUGUAUUGUAUCGCUCUCAGGGGACCUUCUCAGUUAUACACUGAGUGUACAAAACAUUAAGGACACUUGCUCUUCCCAUGACAGACUGACCACAUGAAUCCAGGUGAAAGCUAUGAUCCCUUAUUGAUGUCACUUGUUAAACCCACUUCAAUCAGCGUAGAUAAAGGGGAGGAGACAGGCUAAAGAUGGAUUUUUAAGCCUUGAGACAAUUGAGAAAUGGAUUGUGUAUGUGUGCCAUUCAGAGGGUGAAUGAGCAAGACAAAAUAUUUAAGUACCUUUGAAUGGGGUAUGGUAGUAGGUGCCCUUGUAGAGUCCAUGCCCUGAUGAAUUUAGGUUGUUCUGAGGGAAAAAGUGGGGGGGUGCAACUCAAUAUUAGGAAGGUGUCCUUAAUGUUUUGUACACUCAGUGUAUAUUCAGUUCACGUUGAAUUCAAUUGCCUUGUCCAAUAUAUCCAGUUUGAGUCUGUCUUCCAGAGCUGGUUUGAUCAUUAUCUUCAGUGGAACCAGUCUAAAUACCCUGGAGUGAAAAACCUUCGGUUCACAACUGACCAGGUGUGGACGCCAGACAUCCUCCUCUAUAACAGGUAAAACACCUAUAGUCAUAUCACGUUGUCAUGCCUCACAUUUACAUGCAUGUCUUUUCUGCUUUUAAAACACUACUGUCCAGAGUUCGAUCCACCCUUUCCUUUCUCCUUUCUCAGUGCAGACGAUGACUUUGACUCUGCCUUCAAGACCAAUGUGCUGGUCAACUCCAGUGGCUUUGCAGAGUAUCUCCCUCCAGGUGAGUCCCUUUCUCUUUCUCACUCUGUAUAUAUAUAUAUAUAUAUAUAUAUAUAUAUAUAUAUAUAUAUAUAUACACACAGUGAGGGAAAAAAGUAUUUGAUCCCCUGCUGAUGUUGUACGUUUGCCCACUGACAAAGAAAUUAUCAGUCUAUAAUUUUAAUGGUAGGUUUAUUUGAACAGUGAGAGACAGAAUAACAACAAAAAAAUCCAGAAAGACGCAUGUCAAAAAUGUUAUAAAUUGAUUUGCAUUUUAAUGAGGGAAAUAAGUAUUUGAUCCCCUCUCAAUCAGAAAGAUUUCUGGCUCCCAGGUGUCUUUUAUACAGGAAACGAGCUGAGAUUAGGAGCACACUCUUAAUGCUCCUACUCUCAGCUUGUUACCUGUAUAAAAGACACCUGUCCGCAGAAGCAAUCAAUCAAUCAGAUUCCAAACUCUCCACCAUGGCCAAGACCAAAGAGCUCUCCAAGGAUGUCAGGGACAAUAUUGUAGACUUUCACAAGGCUGGAAUGGGCUACAAGACCAUCGCCAAGCAGCUUGGUGAGAAGGUGACAACAGUUGGUACGAUUAUUCGCAAAUGGAAGAAACACAAAAUAACUGUCAAUCUCCCUCGACCUGGGGCUCCAUGCAAGAUCUCACCUCGUGGAGUUGCAAUGAUCAUGAGAACGGUGAGGAAUCAGCCCAGAACUACACGGGAGGAUCUUGUCAAUGAUCUCAAGGCAGCUGGGACCAUAGUCACCAAGAAAACAAUUGGUAACACACUAUGCCGUGAAGGACUGAAAUCCUGCAGCGCCCGCAAGGUCCCCCUGCUCAAGAAAGCACAUAUACAUGCCCGUCUGAAGUUUGCUAAUGAACAUCUGAAUGAUUCAGAGGAGAACUGGGUGAAAGUGGUGGUCAGAUGAGACCAAAAUGGAGCACUUUGGCAUCAACUCAACUCGCCGUGUUUGGAGGAGGAGGAAUGCUGCCUAUGACCCCAAGAACACCAUCCCCACCGUCAAACAUGGAGGUGGAAACAUUAUGCUUUGGGGGUGUUUUUCUGCUAAGGGGACAGGACAACUUCACCGCAUCAAAGGGACGAUGGAUGGGGCCAUGUACCGUCAAAUCUUGGGUGAGAACCUUCUUCCCUCGUGGAUGGGUAUUCCAGCAUGAAAAUGACCCAAAACACACGGCCAAGGCAACAAAGGAGUGGCUCAAGAAGAAGCACAUUAAGGUCCUGGAGUGGCCUAGCCAGUCUCCAGACCUUAAUCCCAUAGAAAAUCUGUGGAGGGAGCUGUAGGUUCGAGUUGCCAAACGUCAGGCUCGAAACCUUAAUGACUUGGAGAAGAUCUGCAAAGAGGAGUGGGACAAAAUCCCUCCUGAGAUAUGUGCAAACCUGGUGGCCAACUACAAGAAACGUCUGACCUCUGUGAUUGCCAACAAGGGUUUUGCCACCAAGUACUAAGUCAUGUUUUGCAGAGGGGUCAAAUACUUAUUUCCCUCAUUAAAAUGCAAAUCAAUUUAUAACAUGCGUUUUUCUGGAUUUUGUUGUUGUUAUUCUGUCUCUCACUGUUCAAAUAAACCUACCAUUAAAAUUAUAGACUGAUCAUUUCUUUGUCAGUGGGCAAACGUACAAAAUCAGCAGGGGAUCAAAUACUUUUUUCCCUCACUGUAUAGCUCAGAUGUGACACAUUGUGUUUUGGUGGGAUGGUGUUUAAAGGAAAAGGGAAGAAAUAGGUGUGGGUGGUUGGUAAUGUUUGGGAAUAGUUUUUAUAGCUCAGAUGUGAUGCAUGGUGUUUUGGUGGGAUGGUGUCUAGGAUGGUGUCCCAAAUGGCACCCUAUAUCUUACAUCAGGGGUAGGCAACCCUGGUCCUGCAGGCACUUCAUGUUUUGGAUUUAACCGAUUGGGAAGACCAGGUGUGUUGAAUUUAGGCAACCAUUGAACUGAUCAAUUAGCUCAUUUGGUCAGGUGUGGUGCCUAGUUGGAACAAAAUCCUGCAGUACUCCAGGAACAGGGUUGGCUACCCCUGCCCUACAUAGUGCACUACUUUUGACCAGAGCCCAAAAGUGCACUAUAUAGGAAAUAGGGUGCCGUUUGGGACAAACACUAAGGGAAAGGAAGGAAAUAGGUUUUUGAAGGCUGGAGUGAUCCAUCUUGUUUCCUGUGCAGAGGUUGUUUUUCAAGGGAUUCUCCAGAGUUUUAAGAUAUAUUUUUAGAAGUAAAGAAUCUUGAGAUAAGUUGCAGUUUGAGGGCAUUUUGUGUCAAGGAAUGUUGCUUGUCGGAUCAGCUUUUAGAGUAACCUAAUUGUUAGCUUAGAGCAGGGUUCUUCAAUUCCGGUCCUGGAGGGCCGAAACACCUCUGUUUUUCAUCCUCUCCUUCUAAUCAGGGGCUAAUUCAGACCUGGGACACCAGGUGAGUGCAAUUAACUACCAGGUAGAAAUAAAAAACAGAAGUGUUUCGGCCCUCCAGGACCGGAAUUGAAGAACCCUGGCUUAGAGGAUCUGUUACAGAGCUGCAGGAGAGCAGUGAAUUGCAAAUGGAGGUAAAUGUAGCUAGAGAAAAUAAUGAGUUACUACAAAGCCCUUGCCGCAGAGCAAAGAGGUGCAGUUGUAAGGAAAUUGCAUGAGUUUGAGAGUUGUAAGUUGUAUUUUGGACUGUUCAUUGUUUACAAUUUCAUGACCACAUGCCUUUCCGGCUCAGCGGGAGACUAUAAAUCAAAUCAAAUUGUAUUUGUCACAUGCGCCGAAUACAACAAGUGUAGACCUUACCGUGAAAUGCUUACUUACAAGCCCUUAACCAACAAUGCAGUUUAUUUGAAAGUAAAAAAUAUUUGCUAAAAAAAUAACACAAUAAAUAACAAAGCUAUAUACAGGGGGUACCAGAUCGAAUCAAUGUGCGGGGGUACAGGUUAGUUGAGGUAGUUGAGGUAUUAUGUACAUGUAGGUAGGGGUAAAGUGAAUAUGCAUAGAUAAUAAACAGAGAGUAGCAACAGCAUAAAAAGGGGGUCAAUGUAAAUAGUCCGGGUAGCCAAUUGAUUUACUGUUUAGAUGUCUUAUGGCUUGAGGCUAGAAGCUAUUAGGGGCCUUUUGGACCUAGACUUGGUGCUCCGGUACAGCUUUCCGUACGGUAGCAGAGAGAACAGUCUAUGACUUGGGUGGCUGGAGUCUUUGACCAUUUCUUUAGCCUUCCUCUGACACCGCCUGGUAUAGAGGUCCUGGAUGGCAGGAAGCUUGGCCCCAGUGAUGUACUGGGCUGUACGCACUACCCUCUGUAGCGCCUUGCGGUUGGAUGCUGAGCAGUUGCCGUACCAAGUGGUGAUGCGGUCGGAUGCUGAACAGUUGCCAUACCAAGCAAAGUAUGCAAUUGAGAUUCUCCCAAUGAGUACUGUACAUUUCAGGAGAAAGGGGAUAUAUUGGGACGCACCCAGACAGUGCCAUAUAGAGUGACACUGAUCUCUACUCUGGAGAUGCCAUUAUGUGUGAUUCCCCAAAAAACGAUAGAAUGAAACUCCAUUUUAAAUCUUGCAUUAGACAUUUUAUGUUUAUGUGAUGACUAAGUUUUAUAAUCAAUACUGGAUUUAAUUUAGUAUUGGUUUGAUCGUUAACUUCUGGUUGCAUAGUGGAAAAUCAGCUAAUCCAUUCAAAUUGCUUUUCAGCCCUUUUGUUUUUUUAAGGCCUCAUUUGCAUGUCUUCUGACUCAUAAUUAAUGUUUUUUAGUGCUGUUUGGAAGACUACUAUGGCAUUUUGGUUGUGUGCUCUACUGGAAAACUCAAUAGGGUUAAUUUGUUCAUUUCAGUAAUUGCUUUGCUUAAGUUUGCCAGCGAUCUCUGUGUGCAUAAGUCGUGUAGUACUUUGUGUGUCAUCUCUGUGUGUGUGUGUGUGUGUGUGUGUGUGUGUUUCCCCCUGUGUGCACUAAUAAUGUAGUACUUUGUGUGUCAUCUCUGUGUCUGUGUGUUUCUGUAUAAUGAAAAGGUUGAUCAGUUGUCUGCAGAGUAGAGAUCAAUGUCACUCUCUAUAUGGCACUAUAUCUCCUUUCUCCUGAAGUGUACUCAUUGGGAGAAUCUCAAUUGCAUACUCCUCGCGUCCUCUCUCCUCACCUCCUUUUCAAAACCCACUGGAUGAGAAAGCCAGAGGUCCCUCCCAUCUGACCUUCUCCUCCAAUGGGUUUUGAGAAGGCGGAGAGGAGAGAGGACCCGAGGAGUGUGCAAUUGAGAUUCUCCUCCUCACUACUUCACACAAAUCUUAAAGUAUUGGAUUGGUGGAGGCAGCGGACAGAAAAUAAGGAAUUUACACCAGUCAUUUCCUUUCAAAUCAGUGAAGUGAACAAGUGCACACUUUGGAAGGAAGGACAGAUAAUUGAGAUGUAGCCAUUCACUCUUGAACUGUUUUUCUGUGUACUGACCCCUCCUCCAGAGUGCUUAAAGAUAGGUGCCAGAACAAGAAGAUACAGUGCAUUCGGAAAGUAUUCAGACCCCUUGACUUUUUCCACAUUUUGUUACGUUACUGCCUUAUUCUAAAAUAUAUUAAAAUUGUUUUUCCCCCCCUCAAUCUAGACACAAUACUCCAUAAUGACAAAGCAAAAACAGGUUUUUAGAAAUGUUUGCAAAUUUAUUAAAAAUAAAAAACGGAAAUAUCACAUUUAUAUAAGUAUUCAGACCCUUUACUCAGUACUUUGUUGAAGCACCUUUGGCAGCGAUUACAGUCUCGAGUUUCUCCCGUUCUUCUAUGCAGAUCCUCUCAAGCUCUUUCAGAUUGGAUGGGGAGCGUUGCUGCACAGCUAUUUUCAGUUCUCGCCAGAGAUUUUCGAUCGGGUUCAAGUCCGGGCUCUGGCUGGGUCACUCAAGGACAUUCAGAGACUUGUCUUGGCUGUGUGCUUAGGGUCGUUGUCCUGUUGGAAGGUGAACCUUCACCCCAGUCUGAGGUCCUGAGUGCUCUGGAGCAGGUUUUCAUCAAGGAUCUCUCUGUACUUUGCUACGUUCAUCUUUCCCUCGAUCCUGACUAGUCUCCCAGUCCCUGCCGCUGAAAAACAUCCCCAAAGCAUGAUGCUGCCACCACCAUGCUUCACCGUAGGGAUGGUGCCAGUUUUCUUCCAGACAUGGCAUUCAGGCCAAAAUCUUGUUUCUCAUGGUUUGAGAGUCCUUUAGGUGCCUUUUGGCAAACUCCAAGCGGGCUAUCAUGUGCCUUUUUACCGAGGAGUGGAUUCCGUCUGGCCACUCUACCAUAAAGGCCUGAUUGGUGGAGUGCUGCAGAGAUGGUUGUCCUUCUGGAAGGUUCUCCCAUCUCCACAGAGGAACUCUGGAGCUCUAUCAGAGUGACCAUUGGGUUCUUGGUCACCUCCCUGAUGGAGGCCACUGUGUUCUUGGGGACCUUCAAUGCUGCAGAAAUUUUUUCGUACCCUUCCCCAGAUCUGUGCCUCGACACUGCACUGUCAACCGUGGGACUUUAUAUAGACAGGUGUGUGCCUUUCCAAAUCAUAUCCAAUCAAUUGAAAUUACUACAGGUGGACUCCAAACAAGUUGUAGAAACAUCUCAAGGAUGAUCAAUGGAAACAGGAUUAACCUGAGCUAAAUUUCGAGUCUCAUAGCAAAGGGUCUGAAUUCUUAUGUAAAUAAGGUAUUUGUUUUUUACUUUUAAUAAACUAGCUAAAAUUUCUAAAAACCUGUUUUCGCUUUGUCAUUAUGGGGUGUUGUGUGUAGAUUGAUGAGAAAAAAACAAAUAUUUGAUCAAUUACAGAAAAGGGCUGUAACGUAACAAAAUGUGGAAAAAGUGAAGGGGUCUGAAUACUUUCCGAAUGCACUGUAUGUGCAAAGUACAUAUUUUCUUAGAGUGUGUAUGUGGACAACAAGUCAAAUGUGUCUCAUUCUCUCUUCAAAUCCCCCCCGUGCACAGGUGGGUGUCUAUAUCUCUUGUACUUCACUCUUUGCCUCCCUUUUUAUCAAUCUCUUUCCCUGUAUGUCAGGGAUUUUCAUGAGCACAUGUAACGUGGACGUACGUUGGUUCCCCUUCGACAUCCAAAAGUGUGAGAUGAAGUUUGGCUCAUGGACGUACGAUGGCUGGCUGAUGGACCUACAAAUGAAUGAUGCCGACAUAUCCGGGUACAUGUCCAACGGGGAGUGGGACCUAGUGGGUGAGUGGGGUUGGAAUCACACUCCUACAUUUCUGUUAUCAAUUGCUCAACUACCUUGUCAACUCAACUAAAACUUUUAUAAAAAUUCCUUCCUCUUUCUUCUCUCCUUUUGUUUUUCUCUCUCACUCACUCUCUCAAGGAGUGCCAGGCACUCGUAGCGAGGUGUUCUAUGACUGCUGUAAGGAGCCCUACCCUGAUGUGACGUUCGUUGUGACCAUCCGCCGGCGUACUCUCUACUACGCUCUAAACUUGCUCAUCCCCUGUGUGCUGCUGUCCUCCAUGACCCUGCUUAUCUUCUUACUGCCUGCCGACUCUGGAGAGAAGAUCUCUCUGGGUGAGCAGAGAGGAGAGAACAUGAUCCAAGAGUGAUAGAAUAGAAUAACCUUCUUUUUCUAGAAGGAACCUAGAGAGGAGAGGAUGAGAGGAUGGAGGACAGUAGCAUGGAGAGGAGGAGAAGUGGAAAGGCAUAGGAGAGUAUAGGGAGGAAUAAGAAGAGGAUGGGAGGGGAAUAAUGGUGACAGGGAAGAAAAGAUGACAGGGGAUGGAGAGUAGAUUGAUUCUAGAAAAACUAAAAAGUGGUGGAAAACAAAGAAGACCUAGAAGAAAUUUGGGGAUGUAAAACAUUUUAACCUAAUUUGAGGAUGCAUUACACUGCAUUGUAUUACACACACCACAGCCAAUUAACCUAUUGAUGUAAUUAAGCCCAGGAAUUGAUUAGGGAGAGAGCUUACACACAGCCUUCCAUGAAUUCAGCUUGACACCAUGCUUGAUGAACAGGUUUUAAGGAAUUAAGUGCCAAGAUACAGCCUGGCUGAUACCAGGUUAUGUUGUACAACAAAAGCUAUGUACCCAAUACCCAUCGUAGUGUGGAGAGGCUGUUUUUUAUAUACUCUCAUCGAGUCUCAUGUUAAGGGUAGAAAUGCGCCCAGUUUUGUGCCUUGGCACUGAUUGGUUAUCACCCCAAAAAAUUACCAGAGGGGCGUUGAAAACUCUUGCUGUUUGGAUUUGAAAACAAACAGUUGUAAAGCAAGGGGGCAGCGCUCGCGGCCUAUUUGUGUGUGGGGUGUUUCAGCGAGAGAGACGUAGAGGGGAACCAACCAGUGUAAAAGCACAGCAACCUUCAUUAGAGGCACUAUCUGCGUCCCAAAUGGCACCUUAUUCCCUUUAUAGUGUACUACUUUUGACCAGGGCUCACAGGGCUCUGGUCAAAAGUAGUGCACUAUAUGGGGAACAGGGUGCCAUUUGAAAUGCAUUAAUUGUGCCGACAACAUCAAAGGAGCCUCCCCAGACAAUUAAGUAAGGAGGACUUGGAGUUUGGUAUCAACCAGGUUAGCCAAGAUGAGCAUAUGGCUUAAAUGAACGCCACUGUCCAUUUCUUACUGUGACAUUCUUAAAAGUGAAUUUCAAAUUUCCUCAUGACCCUUGAAGGAACAUUUGUUUUAUCUAUUGAGCGAACAGGGCUGACUCACUUGACAGAUGUUUGGUUUAUCGGCUUGCUUCUGGACAGUACCAGUUAUGCCAAGAAAGCACUUGGGUAAAAAAAAAAAAAGUGUGACAGAAGUAAUGGGAGGAGAUGAAGAUUAGAUCUGAUGAAUGAAGAUGGAGAUGGGAGGGGGUCGGGGGGGCAGAGACAGCCGGGGUAGAUGAAUUGCUAAUAUAGGGUGGGUUAGAAGUAAUGAAGUAAUGCUCUACUAAGGGCAAUUGAAGAAGAGGAAUGUACAAAAGUAAUUUCACUUUGGGUACAUUACGCUGCCACACUUUGCAAUUUGCAUCAGAUCGAACCAAAUCGAAUCAUAUUCAAUUGAAAUCAAUAACCGUUGGCUUGACUGGUAAAGACCAUAAAGUAUUUGCCAAACGAGAUGCCUAUAAGAAAGUUUAUCUUUACAAAUGUGGAUUUCUGUAGGCUUGUCCGGGAUCAAAACUGAGGCACUGAUGUUAAUAAAUGUGUGAUAAGUGUGGGGAGUUGUGUGUGUUAUAAAUUUAGUUGUACUGAGUAACACACACAUUUCAAAACCCAAGUGCCUAGUCAGUUAGAAUGGAGAUCGUGCUCAGCAUCCACUCACUGUUUUAUACAUUUUCAAUAUCUUCCUCUCUCUUUUCAGGUAUCACUGUGCUGCUCUCGCUCACUGUCUUCAUGUUGCUGGUGGCAGAGAUCAUGCCAGCCACUUCAGACUCCAUCCCUCUGAUAGGUGUGUGUGUGUUCUUAUGUGUGUGUUAGAGUGUAGAAUGUGUGUAUGCGCUUGUGUGUGCUUGAAAUAAUUGCCUCAAAUGUUGGUCAGGCCCUGGUGAUCUAACCAUCUGGUUGUCCUUAAAUGUAAUUGGCUAAAUAAAUCGUAGAGAUUCGCUGCUGGAAAUUAUGUACGGUGAGCUCCCUGCAGCUAGACAGAUGGCUACUAAAACACAAAUCCAGUCCACUAAAGCCCAAGAAAAAUGCCAAGUCAUGAUCAGCAAGCAUUAUUGUUAUUACAAAUGGCUUCCUCUCUCUACUCUAAUUGUUUUCUCUCUUUCCUGCUUUUUUGCCGACCUUUCAGGACAGUACUUUGCCAGUACUAUGAUCAUUGUUGGGAUGUCAGUCAUAGCUACAACAGUGGUGCUGCAGUAUCAUCACCACGACCCAAACGGAGGACAGAUGCCCAAAUGGGUAAGGCCAGAGCUCAUACUGUCCACUCCAGCUAGACAGUUACAUUUGACAUUUUAGCAGACGCUCUUAUCCAGAACAACUUACAGGAGCAAUUAGGGUUAAGUGCCUUGCUCACGGGCACAGACAUAUUUCUUUACCUAGUCGGCUCGGGGAUUCGAACCAGAGACCUUUCGGUUACUGGCUCAACGCUAUUAACCGCUAGUCUACCACCAGUCAUUACUAACUAUUAACAUUUCCCAUAGAAAAACAGCUCUAUGCGCUCACCCACCAACCCCUCCGUGGCUGGUCUCCUGGUAUAUCACAAUGCAACAGUUUUUCCCGUUAUGGCUAAUGCUAACAAGCCAACCCUCUUGGUUUGCCACCCUCCUUUGGUAUAGCCAUUUCCUCUUUGCUGCAACUGGCAAAACACUUGGCAUUUUGGAAUAAUAUUUCUAGAUUUUGUAUUUUAUUUCAAAUGUAUUUGGGUACAUCUUCCCAUUGUAAAUCAACUAAUAUGGUAGCUUAAUGACUUUAAAUAAUUUGUACUACUAUGAUAACAUUUUACCACCAGUAGGAGUAGUAACAACAAUGACGUAACACCAAUGACAAAUUUGAGGUAAUUUAAGAUUUUCUUAAAUGGAGGCCACAGAUGCUCAAAUCUAAGGUCAUUAACCCUUAAAAAAGUAUUGACCAAAGUGAUAUGAUUAAUCAUUUUAGUUCAACAUUUUGAAUACUAAUUUUGAAUACUUAUUUCCCUCAUUAAAAUGCAAAUCAAUUUAUAACAUUUCUGACAUGCGUUUUUCUGGAUUUUGUUGUUGUUAUUCUGUCUCUCACUGUUCAAAUCAACCUACCAUUAAAAUUAUAGACUGAUCAUUUCUUUGUCAGUGGGCAAACGUACAAAAUCAGCAGGGGAUCAAAUACUUUUUUCCCUCACUGUAUGAUGUGUAACUAUUUGUCAUUUUAAAGUGUUUUUUUUAUGGUUCCAAAGGCGAGAGACGCAAAUGCCACUGCAAUUCAAAAAUGACUCAUGCAAUACUUGUUGCCACGCUACCUUUGAUACCUUAAUUGCUACCCUCUUUAUCUGCCCUUCACUUCAACUGUCCUAGGUUAUUGUUUCAACGUCUCUUUCUAGAAUUUUCUCCAUCUUUUCAUCCUCCAAUCUCUCACAUCCCUCUGUAUUUGUCCUUCUAAACCGCUUAUACUAACAAUCACUAUAUCUCCUCACUCCUUCACAGUCUGUCCAAGUUCGCAUCAACUGUACCAUACCUUUCUGUUGGACCCAACAAUACAUUGGGUCUGUAGGCUUGUGUUUGACUUACUCAGUUUCUAGCCUUACCCUAGUCUCUCACCUUGUGCAAUACCUUGAAGCUUUUCCAAAUGCAUUUCUCAGCUUCCCCUGUUUGGCGGUAUGGCAUUUACAGAUUAAUUGAUAUCAUCAACUCAGAGAAUGGGUUUUGGUGAAGGAGAGUGGAUGGGUUGCAGAUGCUUUAUAGAUUGGUGCAAUCUGCAAGGUCUUCCCACUGAUAAAUGGCCCACUUUGGGUAGUCAGCUGGCCAAUUAGCAAUGUAAAUGAUUGGGGUUCAGAGAAGGGCAUCGAACUGGCAACGUUCAUAAUUGCACACAACAACAACAGACACUAUAGCGCCCCACGAUGGAGGUGUCACAAUACCCAUAAAGCCUAAUGGUCAAACUGCGAAAUAGUUCCAAUCGUUUUUCCACCAUUCAUUUUUCCAAUAGGGAAUUUUAGAAACACUUAAAUUAAGGGCUGUGUUUCAUGUAGGCUUACCCUGGCGUGACGUUUUGAUAAUCAUGUAAGUCUCUCUCGGACAAGUUGACUUUUAUCAAUAUAUUCUGCUCUAUUUACUCUCAAAUUCGAAAAUGCUAUUUAGCAUUCAGUACAGUGCAUUCGGAAAUAUUCAGACCCCUUGACUUCUUCCACAUUUUGUUACGUUACAGCCUUAUUCUAAAAUUGAUUAAAAUAAAAAUGUUUCCUCAUCAAUACCCCACAAUGACAAAGUGAAAACAGCACUCUCAGAACAUGAGAAACAAGAUUCUCUGGUCUGAUGAAACAAAAAUUUAACUAUUUUGCCUGAAUGACAAUCUUCAUGUCUGGAGGAAACCUGGCACCAUCCCUACGAUGAAGCAUGGUGGUGGCAGCAUCAUGCUGUGGGGAUGUUUUUCAGCGGCAGGGACUGAGAGACUAGUCAGGAUCGAGGGAAAGAUGAACGUAGCAAAGUACAGAGAGAUCCUUGAUGAAAACCUGCUCCAGAGCGCUCAGAACCUCAGACUGGGGCGAUGGUUCACCUUCCAAUAGGACAACAACCCUAAGCACACAGCCAAGACAAUGCAGGAGUGGCUUCGGGACAUGUCUCUGAAUGUCCUUGAGUGGCCCAGCCAGAGCCCAGACUUGAACCUGAUCGAACAUUUACAUUUACAUACAUUUUAGUCAUUUAGCAGACGCUCUUAUCCAGAGCGACUUACAGUUAGUGAAUACAUAUAUAUAUAUAUAUAUUUUUUUUAUACUGCCCCCCCCCCUGGGAAACGAACCCACAACCCUGGCGUUGCAAACACCAUGCUCUAUCAACUGAGCUACAUCCCUGCCGGCCAUUCCCUCCCCUACCCUGGACGACGCUGGGCCAAUUGUGCGCCGCCCAUGAGUCUCCCGGUCGCGGCCGGCUGCGACAGAGCCUGGAGAGACCUGAAAAUAGCUGUGCAGCGACGCUCCCCAUCCAACCUGACAGAGCAUGAGAGGAUCUGCAGAGAAGAAUAGGAGAAACUCCCGAAAUACAGGUGUGCCAAGCUUGUAGCGUCAUACCCAAGAAGACUUGAGGCUGUAAUCGCUGCCAAAGGUGCUUCAACAAAGUACUGAGUAAAGGGUCUGAAUACUUAUGUAAAUGUGAUAUUUAAUUUAAAUGUUUAAUACAUUUGCUAAAAUGUCUAAAAACGUGCGUUUGACAUGUCAUUAUGGGUUAUUGUGUGUGUAGAUUCAUGAGGGGGAAAAAACGAUUUAAUCCAUUUUAGAAUAAGGCUGUAACGUAACAAAAUGUGGAAAAAGUCGAGGGGUCUGAAUACUUUCCGAAUGCACUGUAGACAUCAUGCAAGACUACAGAUCUCUGCAAGCUCCUGCACGUCAUCUCUGACACCUUCGCUAACAGGUACUGUGUCAAUUUAAAACUUGCACAAGACAGUUCACAGAAUUGUCAAUUUAAAUAAAUGUAGCCAAUUUAAUCAUUAAUAAAAUGUAGAUAACUUUAGAUAGUUAAACCAAGGUAGCAGCGCAGACCAGAAGCAGUGGACUUGAGUGUGUCUGUGUUUGUGUCCUCAAAACUUGCAGUGGGCAGAUGAUCUGCUGUAACUCAUUCAGAACGCAGAUCGGCAUUUCCUCUUUUUUUCCUAGCCUCUCUCCGCUUGUUAGAUAUUAUGCACAUUGAUAGCUUGCUAGAAAACAUCUUCAAAUGAUUUACAUGUGAGGAGAAAUUACGAGUGAAAUUAUCAAGUGAUGAAGAGCAAGCGAAUGGAGAGAAUACAUGUCAAAGUAUUACUUUGAAGUUUUGUGAUCGGUUCACCAAAGUGAGCGUCGUCCCAAAGCCGGGACUUGGUGAAUGGCUCGGUUUUUACAGAGCCGUAGGCAGAAUCUUUUAAGAUAACAUCUUCAAAUGAUUUACAUGUGAGGAGAAAUUACUAGUGAAAUUAUCUCUUGGCGGAUUUUAAUGUACCGCGUUUUUUACCCCCUACCCCUUUCAGAUAUAAAGAAAAGACGGUAUAAAGAAUACGGUAUGGUUUUUGUCUAUAUAUAAAAGGGAUAAAAGAUACCUAAGGGGGAGACAAAUGCCUGUGUCUAACUUUAAUUCCGUGGUUAGAAUUUAAAUUAAGCUUUAUAUCCCCCAAAAGGUUUCCUGCCUUCGGCAAUUUUCUAAUUCUUGUGCUCAUGAAAGUCGUGUUGAAUACAAAAGGUCAAGUUGAAUGUACCAGCAUCCGCACACACCACCCACUGUGUGUCAAGCUUUUACCAGCUGAAAGGUUUUCCACCUAGUGUAUUUUCAAGUGCACUUCCCUUUUAAGCUGUAGGUCUAUUCCUCACUAGAUGUGUUAACCUCCCUUGCUAUGUAUCUACACUGAGUGUACAAAACAUUAAGAACACCUUCCUAAUAUUGAGUUGAACCCCCCCCCCCCCCCCCCUUGAGCAGGAAAAAACGCACCGUUGCAGUUCUUGCCACAAACCCGUACGCCUGGCACCUACUACCAUACCCCGUUCAAAGGCACUUAAAAUCUUUUGUCUUGCCCAUUCACCCUCUGAAUGGCACACAUACAUAAUACAUUUCUCAAUUGUCUCAAGGCUUAAAUCCUUCUUUAACCUGUCUCCUCCCCUUCAUCGACACUGAUUGAAGUGGAUUUAACAAGUGACAUCAAUAAGGGAUCAUAGCUUUUACCUGGUCAGUCUGUCAUGGAAAGAGCAGCUGUUCUUAAUGUUUUGUACACUCAGUAUAUAUUAUAACAUCCUUCUCUGAUUGAUUCUCACUUCUCUCUUUCUCUUCCUUUCAGGUUAAUGUGGUCCUACUGCAGUGGGUAGCAUGGUUCCUACGUAUGAAGCGCCCAGGGGAGAGUGAUGACCCAGAGCGACCACCCUGUGCCCCCCACCUACGGCGCUGCUCCUCAAGCUCCCAAAGUGGUAGCAUCCCUAACCCUCCAGACCCCACACUCCACCCGCUCCACCCCCAGAACCUGGCCCCUCUCCAGGCUGGCCCCCUGCACGCGGGUCACCCCCACCUUCACGCCCAGUCCAGCGCCAACAACAAUGGAAACCUGCUCUACAUCGGCUUCCAGAACCUGGACGAACCCCCACUGCUCCCAGAUCACAUCCAGAGUUACAGCAUCUCGGCCGGGCCUCCUCGAGUAGCAGGCAGCCCCCCUCCCAAUCUGCCCCCUCCAUUCUGCAGCCCUCCGCCACCCCCCACCCCCAAUGCGGACACCGUGGGCUGCCCUAGCACCGUUUCCAGUGGCGGGGGCUUCGGAAUGGGGGGCGGAGGACAGUACUCGGCAGGGGGUAUAGGCGACCCCCAGCUCCAGGCUAUUCUGGAGGAAGUGCGUUACAUGGCAGACCGCUUCCGUGAGCAGGAUGAGACGGAGAGCGUGGCUGACCAGUGGAAGUUUGCGGCAGCAGUCAUCGACCGGCUUUGCCUGGUGGCCUUCAGUGUGUUCAACAUCAUCUGCACCAUCGCCAUCCUCAUGUCCGCUCCCAACUUUGUGGAGGCCGCCUCCAAGGACUUCUUCUGA
Coregonus sp. 'balchen' is the source of this 25900-nucleotide messenger RNA. NCBI's taxonomy places the organism in Eukaryota, Metazoa, Chordata, Actinopteri, Salmoniformes, Salmonidae. The record is from the annotation of a GenBank genome assembly.